Messenger RNA from Rhodotorula toruloides NP11, 4011 nucleotides. RefSeq lists its product as uncharacterized. Lineage: Eukaryota; Fungi; Basidiomycota; Microbotryomycetes; Sporidiobolales; Sporidiobolaceae. The coding region runs from base 1 to 4011 and encodes 1336 amino acids. The transcript has 4 exons. The record is from RefSeq and is a predicted model, not a curated record.
AUGGCCGCCCUCUCCCCCGCCCUCGCCUUAGCCAACCCCCCCCUCACCUCCUCAUCGCUCGACAUCGUCAUUCCCGCCUCUCACUGGUCCGGGACGCCCAGCGUAUCUCCUAGCAAGCGAAGGAAGGGCAAAGGGCGCGCGGAUGACAGGCGCGAGUCGGUUCUGAGCGAGCGGGAUGCGAACGAAGGGCUGCUCGUAGACGUUCAGUCGGCAAGCGGGUUAACGCCCGCAGCGAAUAAGACCCUCUUCCCGCCGCGCACACCCUCCGCCUUUGCUCUCUCCCUCCUCGACAAGUCCCCCUCACUCCUCAAAGCCCAGCUCUCGACACCUCUUAUCCCGCUCGGCACGCCCAUCACCGUUCGAAAGAAGGUGCACCCGCCGAGCGAGCAAAAGGAGAACGAGACGCCUUCGACGCGGCGUAGCGCGAGGAGAACGGGGCCCGACUCGCCGUCUCCUGCUGGAACCGCGGCAUCUUCGCCCGUGAAGACUGCCCCUUCCUCGCCGAAGACCGUCCGGUACUCCCCCUCUCCUCGCCGCCUCCGGUCAUCACCUCGCAAACCCGCCGCCCAAACACCCCUCGCGACUUCGUCCACGCCUUCCAUCUCUUCCUCGCCCUCACCCGCCCCGACUCCCUCAACGCCGAUCCACCACCUCGGCCUAGUCCCAACUACUCUCUCUGUCUCCCCCUUCGCACACUUCUCGCCCUCCACACCGGCAAUCCGCACGCACGCCUCGUACAGGGAGGAAGAGUUGACGGACUGCGAUGCGGAUGGGUCGUAUUGGGAUGCGGAUGAAGAUACGUCGUUGUCCUAUGGACCGACUGAGUCGGUCGACUCGACCGAGCUUGUGCAGGGCGGAGAGGUGGAGGCGGAUGAGGUGGAUGCGGAGAUGGCCGUUGCUGUGGGAAGAUUGACGCUUGACGCGCCCGUCGCGGAGAACAUGGACGAGGUCACGGACGAGUCGGUUGACCUUACGCCUACCGAGGUCGAGGACAACGAUGGCACCGCGUCUGACGGCGAAGACGCGGAUUCGGCAACCUCUGCCGAGGAGAUCGAGGUUGCGGCGGUACUGGACGACGAGGAGCCCGCAGGAAUAAAGGUAGGGCCGGAAGACGAGCUCGUGCCCGCGCCGAACACGCUCGAAGCUGAGGCGAUCGAGCGGAUGAAGUUGGUCGAGGUCGAUUCGGCUACGACACCUCUCGACGCUGAAGCCGCGGUCGACACUCUUGAGUCAUGCGACGACGUCGUUAACGAAACACCGGAGCGGCCUACGCUGGUCGAGGAAGAUGCCGUGUCCAACGUCGAAGCCAUCGAGGAGCCUUCGCUGGCGGAGACGCCUGACUCCCCCGUGGUCGCCGUCGUCGAGCUAGAGGCCCCGGCUCCGCCAAUGGUCGAAGCAGGCGUGGUCGAUGAAGGCGAACCGCGAUUAACUCGGGAAGAAGCCGCGUCACCGUCCGUCGAGCAAGAGGUCCUUACCGAAGAGGCGCCUGUCGCGCCUCCGGCGCCGUCUCCUUCCUUGGCCGAGCCGGUGCCUUCACUGGACGAGUUGGAGGAGCCCGCAUCCGACAUCGACGCGCUUGACGGCCUCCAUCUGGCCACGGAGCCCGCCAGCCUGGACGAGUCGCCCACUCUCUCUGAGCCGCCAGUCGGGCAGCCUGAUGCCGGCUCGGAGGCGGCUCCUCUGGUCAUUGCGUCUCUCGACGACGUUCUCCCGGCCGCGACUCCGCCCGCCGCACCACGACCAGCUCUCGCAUCAACGACGCCAACUCGCCCUCCUCCUUCGGCACUUCGCCAACCGGCACAGCUCACCUCUACCGCCGCUCCUACCGCAAAGCGGCAACUCACCAAGCUCACAUCGACCGCCGCGCAACGUCCCGUACCGAGUCUUGCAGGCAAGACCAAGUUGACGGCGCUCGUGCCCGGAUCGGCCGCGACGGGUUCGCGACUGCUCGGAACGUCUCGCUUGGCGGUGCCGAAGCGAGAUGGUACAGCCACGACCAUUGGACGGAUGCCGAGUCCCGCCAACCCGCCUGCGAAGCCUGCGGACAUUCGCCGUCCCUCGUCUGCCCUGUCGUCGUCGACAUCGUCCACUCUCUCAAGCAGCUCGAGCACAUCGGCGCUGCGCUCGCGAGUCAUUGUCCGGCCUGCAGCGCCUUCGACCGCGACAGCCGCGACAAGCUCGUCCAGCGCGAGAGCGCUUCCGAGUACCGCCCGCUCUGGCUCUUCGCUUCAGCGACCGACUGCACCAACCGGCACGACUGCGCGACCUACGACUACCGCCCCUCGUCCCCUCUCCCGGCCACUCACCGUUCCGCGCCCUACGGCUCUCGCUCCACCCGCAUCUCGCCUCGCUCGUUCCCAACCUCCCUCUCGCUCACAACCGCCACCGGUUACAAGCUCGUCUCGCUCUACCGCCCUUACAGCGACUUCUUCGUUACCGCAUGUCCUCUCAAGCCGCGAGCCGGCUACUCGCCCUCCCUCUACCUCGUCCGCCUCGAGCAUGGGUCCGCCUCGGACAACGGUUCGCGCGCCUCGCGCCGCACUUGCAGCGCGCAAGGCUGCGGAGGCCUCGUCCACGCCGUUGCUCAAUUCGUCCGCGGCUUCUCCGUCCAUACGGCGAGCAGGGAGGAUUGUCGACGGCAAGCUGGAGGUUCCGCGAACGCCAGCAGUGCCACCUACGCCGACACCUGCCGCGUUGCCUCCCAAGGAGACUCCCCCCUUCCCUCCCAGACCUGCGACGCCGACGCAGCCCGACGUACCCGCUCUAAUCAUUGCACCCACACCGACCGCAUCACCCUCUCCGGCUCGCGCCUCCCCACGACGACUAGCCGCCAGCUUCGCCCCAGUCUCGCCGCAUCGCAGUCCCCGCCGCAUCCUCGUUGACCAGCCGACACCAUCGACCGAGAACCCACCUCCUACGCCAUCGACCGCACUUCUUGCGCCUGCUGAGAAACUCGCGGCGUCUGUGCCGACCACCAUUUUCGAGCCUUCAGCCCGUCCGGCAUCCAUGCGAGCCACUCGACGGACUCGCUUGGCGGAGGUUCAAGCGACUGUCCCGCCCUCGACAGAUGCGCCUGACGCAGUUGCCGAGCUACCGACAACGCUUCGCUCGAGCAGGCGGACCAUCGCACCGACUGUUGCGCCUGUCCAGCCUGAGGCUGCGACUGAACCCGCUGCCCUCGUUCAGCCGAAGACGCCGAUUCUGCGGACACGGCGGAGUCGCCUUCGACUGCUUACCGAGGAAGCUGCAAACGCUGCGGCUGAGCCAUCAGCAGAACCGGAGCCGACCGUCGUGUCGCCGCCUGCCCCGGUCGAAGACGCUCAGCCCGCCACCACCCGCCCUCUCUCUUCCUUCCGCCCCGCACCUGCCGUCACGCAAGACGAGCUGAACCGCCUCACCCAGCGAAACACGAAGAAGAACCAAGUCGCCUUCAACCGGAUCAAGCUCGAGACCGUCUUCCUCGAUUGCGCCCGGCCUCCUUCGCCGACGAGCAAGAUCCGGAAAGCGUUCGGCUCGGAGGGCUCGCUUGCUCGCACCACGACGAAGGAAGGCCGCGAAGCCCGAGCGGCGAAGAGGCGGAAUGCGCUUCGGUCGAGUCUGGACGGGUCGGAACUCGCUGCGCUUGCGGAGGAGCUCAAGGCGGAGUCGGGAUCGUCGAUGGAGGCCGAGCCCCCGAAGCAGCACUUCCGAGCUGCGGGCGACGACGAGCAGUACUUCACGCCGCAGAAGGCGGGAGGCGCGUGGAAGAGUGCGGCGGUGGGACGGAAACGCUCGCCUGGAUCGGGCUCAAGUAGCGCGAGUGCGUCGCCGAGCCGGCAGGAGACGAAGCGGGUCAAGUGGGAUCGGGCGCUCGUGUACGAAGGGCCGCUGGAUCGCGACGCUCGCUCGAACGGCGACAGUAUCCUCAAGCCCGUCGACCUCGACGCCUGGGGCAACUCGACUUCCAUCGCCAGCCUCGGCAAACCCACCUCAAUCACGAUUCGCAUGCGCGUCUUCAAGGACGAGCAGUAG